Messenger RNA from Brassica napus (rape), 1936 nucleotides. RefSeq names its product RING-H2 finger protein ATL5-like. The record is from RefSeq and is a predicted model, not a curated record. Gene Ontology annotation, biological process: protein ubiquitination. The transcript has a single exon. Bases 341 to 1132 code for a protein of 263 amino acids. NCBI's taxonomy places the organism in Eukaryota, Viridiplantae, Streptophyta, Magnoliopsida, Brassicales, Brassicaceae.
GCAAAAGCAUUUAUAGAACUUUUUAAAAUAAUUGUUUGCUUUACAGUUAGGAAGACAUAUACACAGUAGUAUAACGUCACUUACAAAUUGAAAUGAAGAAAAAAACCAAAAAAAAUAUAUAGAAAGGAGAGAAAAAAAACAAUACUAGUAAUAAAACAAAGAGUAGUCGAUAAUUCAUAGUAGCUUGUCUAUAAAUAGACAUUCAAACACAAAGAAUUAAGCACAUUGGAAACUUCCCACUCUCUUCUUCUUAUUCGUUUCAUCCACUCAGUUCAUCCUCUCUCUCUCUCUCCCACCCUAAAUCUUCUGUAUUUGUUUACUUGUUUCUCUCACUAGAACAAUGGGAAUCUUCGAUGACAGUAGUAGCAAGACACUAUGCGGAAGCAUGACCCUUGGUUCUUCACGUUACGCUCUUAACGGCAAAAUCAUGCGCGCUUCCGUUAUCAUCCUCUUCGUCGCCGUCAUCCUCAUCCUCUGUUUCCACAGCUACGCCAGAUGGCUAUUCCGACGUCAAAACCGCCGUAUUCGCCGCCGUAUCAGUGCUCAUCUCCGAUCUUUAUCCGCCGCUCGAGACCCCACUCAAUCAUCCUCCCACUCUCCUCUCGAUCCGGCCGUGCUCGAGAAGAUCCCGAUCUUCGUCUACUCCGUUAAAACCCACAAAUCUCCGCCGGAGGAGUGCUCCGUUUGCUUGUCGGAGUUCGAAGAAGAAGACGAAGGACGUGUCCUUCCCAAAUGCGGCCACGUGUUCCACGUUGACUGUAUUGACACGUGGUUCCGGUCGAGAUCUAGCUGUCCGCUUUGUAGAGCUCCGGUUCAACCCGAGCAGUCGGUUACCGAAUCCGGUUCGAUGAAUUCAGAACCGGUUGCUCCCGUUUUUCCAUCGGUUAAACCGAUUGAGGAUACGGAAGCCGGAAGCUCGUCUUCAUCGGACGAAUCCGAUUCAUCGACGCCGUCUUCGUCGUCUGGUUCGCCGUUGAGGUUCCCGAUGGAAGCUUGCGAGAGGGAACCGAUUGACUUAGUCGGUAUACUUGUUGAGAUUCCCAGGGAAGUUGACGCUUCUAACUCCGGUUUACCCGGGCACAACGGAUCUAGUAAUCGGGUCUCGAUGAAGAGGCUAUGGAGUAUUUUAUAACUUCCCUGACUCAAAAAUGUUUGAUACUGAAGAAUCCGACCCGGUAAUCGGGGUAACCGGGUGGGCAAGAGCUCGAGUCUUAGUUAUCGGAUAAACCGAACCGGUAAGCGGGGUAAAACAAAGGGAAAUUUGUAUUACUGGCGCAUACGACGACACGUGGGGAUUUUUUUGGAGUAGUUCAUCAAUGGUGACCAAAUAUCUCCCCCUUUUUUUUGACUCUGCACUAGUGCUAUUAUAACGGUGCUGUUUAACUAGAGAAGAAAUAACUAAGCGAAACUCUCCAAACAUUCUCUUGGUUCUUUUGUAAAGGUCGAAUAAAAAUGGUUGGUUAGUGUUUCAAAAAAAAAAAUGGUUGGUUAAAGAAAUGUAAUUAAUAUAAGUAACUGACACCGAUAGGCCUGAGACUUUUAUCCGAGAUCCGGAUUCGAUCCGAGAUCCGAUCCGGAUCCGAUCCGAAAAUCCGGAUAUCCGGAGAGGCCGAAUCCGGAUCCGGAUAGUAAAAUGUUAGAUCCGUCAAAACCGAAUCCGGAUAUCUUGAUUUUUUAGUCCAGAUAUCCGCGACAUCCGGAUAUCCGCGAACCCCGGAUCCGGAUAAGGAUAGUAAAAUUACGGAUCCGCCGGAUAAGGAUCCGGAUCCGGAUAUCUUAAAAUUGCCCGGAUACCCGAUCCGUCCCAGGCCUAGACACCGAUGGUUCAAUGAUUUGUGUUAUUGUAAAUGUUUUAUUAUUGACCGAAUAUUAGCCUUAACCGGUUGUAUUGAUUUGUAAACUAUUUGUUCACUAUUUCAUUUACCGUUCUUGUUCA